AUGCAUACCCUGUUCACGACGGACCAGCGUCAUUAUGGGCACGCGCAGCCCGGCUACCCGACGAACGGGCCGGCGAUGGCGUCCGCCCACCACUACACGUACGAUCAGUACUCGCGGUACGCGUACGCCGGUUCCGCCUAUGCGCUGGCCGCGCCGCACCAGAACAAGGAGAUGGUGAAGCCACCGUACUCGUACAUCGCCCUGAUCGCGAUGGCGAUCCAGAACUCGGCGGACAAGAAGAUCACGCUGAACGGCAUCUACCAGUACAUCAUGGACCGGUUCCCGUACUACCGGGACAACAAGCAGGGCUGGCAGAACUCGAUCCGCCACAACCUCAGCCUGAACGAGUGCUUCGUGAAGGUGGCGCGGGACGACAAGAAGCCGGGCAAGGGCAGCUACUGGACGCUCGAUCCGGACUCGUACAACAUGUUCGACAACGGGUCCUUCCUGCGGCGGCGGCGCCGCUUCAAGAAGAAGGACGCGCUCAAGGAGAAGGAGGAGCUGAUGAAGCGCCAGAGCUUGCUGCUGGACGACAAGAUGGGCGAUAUCAAGCCGAUCAAGAUUAUGUCCGGUGGGCAUCAUCACCACCACCACCAUCACCAUCACACGCUCGAGGGCAAACACCAUCAGGCGGCGCUCGGGCAUCAUCAGACGUUUAAGCGCGAGCCGGGGUUGGAGCUGGCGGCACAGUGCAUGGUGAAGGACGGGCUCACUUCCUCGCUGCUCAACACCUGCCACGAUACGUUCGCGACCCAGAUGAACCACCUGUCGGCCGCCGGUGACCAUGGCUUCACCGUGGACUCGCUGAUGAACGUCUACAAUCCGCGGCUGCAUCACAGCUCCUAUCCGUACCACUUCAACGACGACAACCUGAUGGCGGCGUCCGGCGGUCAGCUGAGGCAUCAUCACAGUUCCGCCCACCAUCCGCCGCCGCACGGUGGCUGGUACACGCCGGAAACACCGCCGGAAUCCAUUGGCAACACCUCCGGAAGCUCGACGACUACACCGACCACCCUGCCCUCGGUCACCGUGACUCCCACCGCCGGCAUCGGUGUUGGGCUCGGUGGGGGUGGCGGUGGUGGGACCGUGAUCGGAAACGGGGGUGGUGGCCUCGGCGGUGGUGUGGGCAUCGGGACGCACCAGGGCGGCAGUAUGGGGCCCGGUUCGGGCGGGUUCCGGGAUAUGGUGUUCGACCACAACCAAGCGUCGGCUGCGGCUGCGGCGGCGGCCGCCGCUGCCGUUGCUGUCAACUGCCAGAUGGAGGCGGCCGGUAGUCCAGGAAGCAACAGCCUUACGUCCGCUAGCCCGCCGAUGAACUCGGCUGCCGCUGCGGCGGCCGCUGCUGCUGGGCAUCUGGGCGGUAACCUGGGCCACUUGGGGCACUACCGGUCGCACGUCGGAUACUACCAGGACUGUGGCUUGAAGUAUGGCGUGUAA
Messenger RNA from Anopheles marshallii, 1437 nucleotides. Its product is annotated as fork head domain-containing protein crocodile-like. Gene Ontology annotation, molecular function: RNA polymerase II cis-regulatory region sequence-specific DNA binding; DNA-binding transcription factor activity, RNA polymerase II-specific. The transcript has a single exon. NCBI's taxonomy places the organism in Eukaryota, Metazoa, Arthropoda, Insecta, Diptera, Culicidae. The record is from RefSeq and is a predicted model, not a curated record. The coding region runs from base 1 to 1437 and encodes 478 amino acids. Gene Ontology annotation, biological process: cell differentiation; anatomical structure morphogenesis; regulation of transcription by RNA polymerase II.